GGCGGUCCUUUGUGCAUGCCAGAGCAGAGGGUUCAUAUCUUGCUUCAUUGCCGUGAACAACUCCGAACUGCAUCUAAAUCCCUCCUUGAAAACUGCCAGGACGUUAGUGCGCUCAGCGGCAUGGAGGGGACCAAAGGAGAGGAGCGGCAACCGGAGCCGGCAGCUGCUUUAUUCGGGACGUCCGAGCUGGAGAGCCAGAUGAUCAGCACAGUGCGGAGGAAGAAGCGGAAUCAUUGCUGUAAAAUCAUUAUUGGGGUUGCACUGCUGUGCUUACUGAUCGUCAUUGUGAUUGUGGCGAUUUCACUGAAAAAUGGCUCUAAGAGCACGGCAUACCGUACAACAGGUGAAUAUGAGUCACCAGGUGCUCUACCUCCCCAUACCAGCGAAACUUCUCCUCACGGUGAAGAAGGUGAAGAAGGAGGAGGUCUCUGGAAAAAAUUCUCACACGAGAUCGGGGAGGCUAAGUGUCCACCUGGUUUUUCCAAGUCUCCUCUUCUCCUCGUGUCCUUGGACGGUUUCCGAGGAGAGUACCUGAAAGACCACAAGAGUCGGCUGCCCAUCAUCAACAAGCUGCGAAAGGAUGGAACAACAACAUCUUACAUGAGGCCUGUUUAUCCCACAAAGACUUUCCCCAACCACUACUCCAUCGUUACUGGUCUUUAUCCCGAGUCUCAUGGGAUCGUAGACAACAAGAUGUAUGAUGUGACCCGAAACGCCUUUUUCAGCUUGAAAACAGAGGAGAAGUGGAACUCAGAUUGGUACCAGGGAGAACCGGUGUGGCUCACCGCAAUGCGUCAGAAACUAAAAGCAGCCUCUUUUUUCUGGCCAGGUUCCGAUGUCGCUAUUAAUGGAUCAUACCCAAAUAUCUACAAGAUAUAUGACGGGAACAUUAAGUUUGAGAACAGAUUGAAAACUGUGUUCGAGUGGCUGAAUUUACCUAAGCAGGAAAGACCUGACUUUUACACCUUGUACCUGGACGAACCGGACACCACAGGACAUGCUUAUGGCCCAAAAAGUUCACAAGUGGUUGCUGCUUUGGAGAAAAUUGACACAAUUCUGGGCAAUCUCAUGGAUGGUCUUUAUACAAGAGAUCUUCACCAGUGUGUCAACUUAAUGAUCGUAUCUGAUCAUGGAAUGGAGGAGGCUUCCUGUCAAAGGGCAGCCUACGUGUCGACAUACCAGCAAGACACAUCUAACUUCACGGUCAUCCAAGGCCCAGCAGGUCGCAUCCGACCAAAGCGCCUCCCACAGGACUACUUCUCCUUCGACUAUGAGGGCCUGAUAAAGAACCUGUCGUGCAGGGUCCCUGACCAGCCAAUGAGACCCUACCUCAAAGAAAACCUCCCCAAAAGGAUGCACUUUGCCUCCAACAAGCGCAUAGAGAGGGCUCACCUGUACAUGAAGCAGGGCUGGCAGGCAGCGCUUACCAAAAGCGAUGUUAAGUAUUGCACCGGUGGUUUCCAUGGCUCAGACAAUCUCUUCACCAACAUGCAGGCAAUCUUCAUUGGAUAUGGUCCUGGAUUUAAAUCUAAAUACGUUGCACCAACAUUUGAAAACAUUGAAUUAUAUAACCUCAUGUGUGACCUUCUUGGUAUUCGUCCGUCCCCAAACAAUGGUACCCAUGGCAGUCUGAAUCAUCUCCUGAAGCAUCCCGUCCAUCAUCCUGUUCACCCAGCGCAGCUCUCCCAUGAAACCCCCUGUGAGAGCACCAACCUGGUUCCCACAGACAACCUGCACUGCCUCUGUUCGUCUCAGAGCACUGAGAAAGAGACAGAAAUGAACAGAAUUCUUUUAUCAAUAAACUCAGAGACCAAAGCUAAGUUGCGCCGCCUUCAUCAUCCUUUCGGCACCCCUGGUGUCGUCCAGCCGGGGAACAACUUUUGUCUGCUGUUUCAUGCCGACUACCUGAGUGGAUACAGCUGGGACCGCCUCUUGCCGCUCUGGGUGUCGUACACCCUCCAGCCUCUGUCCAGAGUGCGAACCCUGGGCCCAGAUGGGUGUAUUCGAGUCGACUUUCGAGUCCCAUCUUCCUCCGGCCAGCUGUGUAUCCUCUACAGAGAUGAAGCCGCUCUGUCCUAUGGCCUGCUGCAUCCACCCUAUUUGAAUGCCACUGGUUCAGAGACUGACUCUUUAAUCAGCAGUAACAUGGCACCAAUGUACCCUGCAUUUAAAAAGGUUUGGAGCCAUUUCCAUACUUCUAUACUUUUGAAAUAUUCACAAGAGCUGAACGGAGUCAACAUUGUCAGUGGGCCGAUAUUUGAUGCAGACUUUGAUGGAAAUGUAGAUCCAGUCAGUAAAAGCACAGGGAACGACAGUUCAGUGCCAACGCAUUUCUUCUUGAUCAUGACCAGCUGUCGCAACUCAAGCUUGACUCCUGUUAACUGUGAGGGUCCACUUCAGGCCAUAGCCUUCAUCAUGCCCCACAAACCCGACUACUCAGAGUUCUGUGCUGCGGAGUCUGACUUGUCGUGGGUGGAGGAGUGGCUGAGGUUUCACAUCGCACGAGUCCGCGACAUCGAGCUGCUAACAGGACUCAGCUUCUACCAUGGCAGGAUAUCGGUGGAAGAAACGAUACAGCUCAAAACAUUUCUGCAUACUGUUUAAACUCAGAGACUAUGGCUAAAACAACCAAAUACAGCCAGAUCGGUGGGCAUGCAGCUACCUUUUUUUGGAUGGACCAUAAACAGUGGAUAAAAAGUUCUUAUUUCAAACCAAAAUAUUUCUAACUUGAAGGGCAUAUAAUCAUUCCUGUAAUUUAGGCACAAAUCUAUGCAGUGAAUCUUGAUUUAAAGAGUAAAAAUCUUUACCUUCCUCAGACUUUUUGGGAAAAAUAAAAUUGUUUUUUGUCUGGAACAGUUGUUGCCUGUGAAAUAUCAGGAAAACAUUAUCGUAUUGAAUAAAAUCAAAGAAAUCAUGCCAUACUUUAAGAGGUCUAUCCGUCCAAAUUUUGUUUCUGCCUAAUUUAUUAAGUUCUUUAUACCUUUUAAAUUAAAAACAAUUUCUAGCAGUCAAUUAGCUGUUGUAUUUUUUAUAAUUGAAUAACUAAAAAACUAUUUAUAAUUAGCUUUUAUGCUUUUAUUGCCCUCUCUUCCAUUUUCCACACAAAGAGAAAAAGUAAUUUAUGGCUUUAAGAUCAUUUUAAUUGGAUGUAUGUGUUUGCAAUCUCCAGUUUGAGCCACUAGAUGUCACUAAAUCCCCCAUCUGAAAUUCUACAAUAAAUACUGACUAGUUUAAUCACAUUUUAUAUUCAAUAAGUUGCUGAAUUAGAGUGAAAAAUGUGUUUAGCGAAUAUAUUUCAGAAAAUUUAUCUCUGGCGUGAAACACAUUAUAUUGAUUAAUUACACUGAAAAUAAUGUUCACAAGCCUCUAUUUCUGUUAAUUAUGAUGAUUUUCUGUAUACAGCCAAUAAAAAUACAACACUUGAGAUUGAAAUAUCACUUCAGACCAAUAAAACAAACAUUUUCUGUGAGGAAAAUCAAAUGUAAUGUUUGAUAUCUGCUUAAAUGCUACUUUAAUCUGGCAAACAAGCCUCGUCAGAAUGAAUUAGAGUGUAGAUAUCAAUGAUUUUGUUCUCUGUCUGUUCUUGAAUUUCUUUUGUUCAGGGCAUUAUGUGUUGCUAUUUGAGAAUUUUUCCAAUAAUGUGUGUGUGCAUGUGUGUGUACCUUUUCCCCUGUCUCCUCCAUGCAGACUGGAUCAAACCACCAUCAGUCUACCUCCUGGUUCUCUUUCAUUUCUAUGUUAUUUCUGUUUGUUUUUUAAAAGUAAGGCAGUCUGUGCCCAGAAGGAUCCUUUAUCAAUCCAUGUGUGAGUGUUUGCGCAAAGGCGUGUACGUGUGGAUUUAAAUUUGGAAUCACCACACUGUAAUUUCCAACUUAUUGAUUUUGCAUUGAGUUCCUCAAAGUGUCCAUGAUGUGUUUCUUUUCAGUAUUAUCAGAAACAUAGAUAUAAACAAAUCAUUUCAUAUAAAAACAUUCUAUACCAAACUUA
This is a messenger RNA of Gambusia affinis (western mosquitofish), 3987 nucleotides long. RefSeq names its product ectonucleotide pyrophosphatase/phosphodiesterase 1 (gene enpp1). The coding region runs from base 16 to 2604 and encodes 862 amino acids. Lineage: Eukaryota; Metazoa; Chordata; Actinopteri; Cyprinodontiformes; Poeciliidae. Gene Ontology annotation, cellular component: cell surface. Gene Ontology annotation, biological process: negative regulation of fat cell differentiation; regulation of bone mineralization; inorganic diphosphate transport. The record is from RefSeq and is a predicted model, not a curated record. The transcript is spliced from 24 exons. Gene Ontology annotation, molecular function: phosphodiesterase I activity; dinucleotide phosphatase activity; nucleic acid binding.